CCUUUCCGGAAGUGAAACGCGGAGCUUCGGCGUGUGUAGCGUGACUGAGCGUCGAACUAAGGAAGGAGCAGAAAAGCUCUGGGCUGGUAGUUCGUGGUGUCCUUGGCGCUAUUACUGUGAAAGCCUCGCUUUCCCAGCAUUCUGUGUCCGUUUCCCGCAACGUUCUGUUCUGUCGCGUGCUGUAAGCAACGAUCUUGAGCGGAAUUCUCUCCAGGGGCUACGCUCGGAGUCUUCCUUCCUUCCUUCCUGUACGGGCCGGCCUCUCGCAGUGCUGGCUAUGAGUAGCGAUUCACCCUCCCCUACGGCAUCAGCCAUGGCAUCCUAUACCUGCAUCACUUGCCGGGUGGCAUUCAAAGAUGCUGACGUUCAGCGUGCUCACUACAAGACGGACUGGCACAGAUACAACCUGAAGCGGAAAGUUGCUGACAUGCCUCCUGUGACUGCUGAGAACUUCCAGGAGAGGGUUCUGGCUCAGAGGGCGGGCCUGGAGGAGCAGGAGAAGGUCACUGCCACGUACUGCACAGCAUGCAGCAAGAGAUUUUCCAACUUCAAUGCAUAUGAGAACCACCUGAAGUCCAAGAAGCACUUGGAGCUUGAAAAGAGAGCUGUCCAAGCAGUCAGCAAGAAGGUGGAGCUCUUGAAUGAGAAGAACUUGGAGAAAGGGAUUGUUGAAGACAGCGUGGACAAGGAUGCCAUGAAUGCAGCUAUCCAGCAAGCCAUCCGAGCCCAGCCGUCGUCCUCUCCCAAGAAGGUGUCCUUGUUUCCCAGUGGCACUGCUGGCUCCCAAGUUGCUGCAGAAAGCAGCACCUCGUUGCGGAGUAGGGAACGUGGGGAAAAGCCACCUCGAUUACAGUGGUUUGAGCAGCAGGCCAAGAAGCUUGCAAAGCAGCAGUCUGAGGAUGAGGAGGAAGAGGAGGAUGGUAUGGAGGAAGGUUGGGAGGAUAUAGACUCGGAUGAAGAUUUAGAGUCUGAAGAAGGACAGAUGGAAGGAAUCCCAGAUGAAGCAGAAGAAGGAGCUUCUGGGCAAGACCACCUCGGCACUGAUGCGAUCCCAGUAACAAACUGCUUAUUCUGUUCCCACCAUUCGAGUUCUCUCAUGAAGAACAUCGCCCACAUGACAAAGGCUCACAGUUUCUUUAUUCCAGAUAUAGAAUAUCUUGUGGAUCUCAGAGGGCUGAUUACAUACUUGGGAGAGAAGGUUGGGGUUGGGAAAAUCUGCCUGUGGUGUAAUGAGAAGGGGAAAUCCUUUUACACAACAGAAGCUGUGCAAGCACAUAUGAAUGACAAAAGCCACUGCAAGCUCUUCACAGAGGGAGACGUUGCUCUGGAGUUUGCAGACUUCUAUGAUUUCAGGAGCAGUUAUCCUGACCAUCGGGAAGGGGAGGAUGUGGAGAUGUCUGAGGAAGCGCCUCCAGAAAAGAACAUAGAGUAUGACGAUGAGUCUAUGGAGUUGGUGUUGCCUUCAGGUGCCAGGAUUGGCCACCGUUCCUUGAUGAGAUACUACAAGCAGCGGUUUGGUUCCACACAUACUGUGGCUGUUGCGAGAAACAAACAGGCGGUGGGUCGGGUGUUGCAGCAGUAUAAAGCCCUCGGCUGGACGAGCAGCACAGGAGCAGCACUGGCUCGUGAGCGUGACAUGCAGUACCUUCAGAGGAUGAAAGCGAAAUGGAUGCUGAAGACCGGCAUGCAGAACAACGCUACAAAGCAGAUGCACUUCCGCAUGCAAGUCCGGUUCUGAGAGUGCCCAAGGACAUGUGUGGAGAACCUGAACUUGCCUCGGGCCGUUGGCUGGUAGAAUGGAGGAUCCCAGAGUUGAGUAUUACUGCAUUGAAAUGGAGGCCAGUGCCUGGGAAGUGGUCUCUUGUAUGCUGUUGUUUUCCAAGAAGGCUUUCUAGCCUCAUGUGAUUUUGCCUGUCAGACUUUAGAUCAAUAAAGCCUAUGCAUAAAAA
Molecule: messenger RNA, 1949 nt
Organism: Hemicordylus capensis (graceful crag lizard)
Lineage: Eukaryota; Metazoa; Chordata; Lepidosauria; Squamata; Cordylidae
Gene: ZNF622
Product: zinc finger protein 622
Exons: 7
Coding region: 278-1738 (486 amino acids)
Biological process (GO): ribosomal large subunit biogenesis
Cellular component (GO): preribosome, large subunit precursor
Molecular function (GO): zinc ion binding; nucleic acid binding
Source: RefSeq, a predicted model, not a curated record